Messenger RNA from Blepharisma stoltei, 954 nucleotides. NCBI's taxonomy places the organism in Eukaryota, Ciliophora, Heterotrichea, Heterotrichida, Blepharismidae. The record is from the annotation of a GenBank genome assembly.
AUGGGCCGAUCACACCCUUCAAUUUCAAAAAUCAAACAAUGAAAUCCAGGAAAGGUACUUUUUAAAUCAAGACACAUUAAAUCAAAAGACAAAUUAUUUAUAAAAUAUAUGAAGCCCAUUAAGCGUCAAAACAGCUCCAAAAAGAACAGAACCGAUUCGAUGAAGCCUGCAAUAGUAAUUAAAUCAGCAAAUAGUAAUCCAUGUCUCCAAAAUGACGGUAGCCUUGUAUUCUCUUACCAGUUUAGCAUUGUUAAGAUAGAUCUAAAAACCAUGAAAACUACUCACAAAAAUUUCCCUCAACGUCCAGAAUUCGACAAAAGUAUAUCGAUAUGUGCAAUCCCCAAUAAUAAAUUUUUUUGCAUUGAUUUUGGAAAUAGCUUGACAUUUAUCAUUGAUAAAAGCCUCAAAUUUUCAGAAAGCAAACAUAUCGAGCCAAAAAAAUACGGUAGUAUGAUAUAUCUUGAUGGGCUAAUUUAUUUAAUCGCGAUCAAGCCUGGCCUAAGAACAAUAGAAACAUAUGAUUUAAAUAGAAAUAGAUGAAAACAAGCUGUAUCUACUAAAAGAUAUGAUUCAUAUUAUGAUUCGAUUUUAGCAGCUUUCGAAGGAAAAAUUAUAAUUGCUCCACAUGGCAGCGGUAGUGUGAAGGCUUUUGACCCUUUUUGUAACAGCGCAUCAAAGAUAUUAAAGCUUAAACCAAAUUACGGAGCAAUUCUUUUGGCUGCGAAUGAUAAAUUGUAUUGCAUUCAACCUGAAGGGUAUGCUUAUGAGAGUUUGCCAAGAGACUGCACACAAUGGAUGUGUAUCAGCAAAACUCUCAUUGCAAGAAUUUAUGGGCUACCUAUGUACUCAUUGUAUAAUGAUUCAAUUUAUUUCAUAGGUGUUCCACAUUGCAUAUCAUUGUAUGAGUUUAAUUUGAAAACCCGGAGCAUGACAUUUAUUGAUCAAUUAUAUUAA